Messenger RNA from Cryptomeria japonica (Japanese cedar), 549 nucleotides. RefSeq lists its product as uncharacterized. Gene Ontology annotation, biological process: defense response. NCBI's taxonomy places the organism in Eukaryota, Viridiplantae, Streptophyta, Pinopsida, Cupressales, Cupressaceae. Bases 1 to 549 code for a protein of 182 amino acids. The record is from RefSeq and is a predicted model, not a curated record. The transcript has a single exon.
AUGGAAACGCAAAUGAUAGAAGCAAUAGGCAUGGAAAUAGUCGUGGAAUCCGCCAGCGAGCUCAAGAAGGCAAAAAUAGCACCGAAAACCAGGGCUUUCGCGCUUUGCUUCAUUCACGGUGCAGGCAAGCACGGCCGCAGGCUCUUGGAGCACACAACGGCAGUGGACAGAGAAAAUGGAAGAAACCCUAGCUGGAACGAGACCAUUUCCUUUGCCCUACCUGAGUCUUCCAUUCAGCAGGACCGCCUGCUAUUUACAGUCCAAAUAUGCAACCAGAGCACCUGGAGGCCUCAUGUCAUCGGCCAUGUGACCGUGCCGCUGAAAGAACUUGCAAAGCAACCGCUUGAAAAUGGCGAAAGCUUCCAGGUGCUCGGCCCUUCCGGGAAGCCCAAGGGAACCCUAAAUCUGUCGGUCAGGUUGAGUAAAAAUAGAACCAGAAUUCAUGUCCACCAGUUCCCUCACCCUAGGUCGCAUGCCGUGACUGCCAAGGGCAACGAUUUCUGUGCACAAAUCGCCUCUGUGGCGGGGAUUUCCAGUAACUUCUUCUGA